Messenger RNA from Cordyceps militaris CM01, 984 nucleotides. RefSeq lists its product as uncharacterized. The coding region runs from base 1 to 984 and encodes 327 amino acids. NCBI's taxonomy places the organism in Eukaryota, Fungi, Ascomycota, Sordariomycetes, Hypocreales, Cordycipitaceae. The record is from RefSeq and is a predicted model, not a curated record. The transcript is spliced from 2 exons.
AUGACUGCCAACGCCGCCGACGAGCGAAAGCUGCGUAAGCGACUGCAAAACCGCGCCAAUCAACGAGAACGAAGGUCGCGCCAGAGACAGGAGACGCAAACCAACAGCAAUAGUCAUCGCCCAUACCGGGUGGACAGGUGGCGGUACACCUAUCACCAUGACACGGAAGAAUCCAACAAGCGCAGUGAUGCAGUUUCGGAUCCAGCUUCUAGCCAGCGCCACGCCGUAUCAAGCCUCGCUUUGAGAUGCAGGGUGCCAGACCAAGCGGCAUCCAACCAAGUGGCGACCCAUCACUUCACGCCUUGUCCCACCCAGGAUCACUUAUUGCACCUCAUCCAGGUAAAUCUGUUGCGGGGCCUCUUUGAUAACAAAUUGGCGCUUCUGUCCUGUGCAGACUAUCUCACUAUUGGCGCCGCAGCCGAGCUGCAGAUUACCGCGCCCUGGCUUGUCUUUCCCGGCCGUGCCGCCAUCGUACCGAGCGCCGGCGACAUCCCGGGCUCUCUUUGGCCGACGCCACUGCAAGGCACCGUCAUCCAUGCCACCUGCAUCGAUCUGGUUCCCUUUGCAGAGCUCCGCGACCGCAUGAUUGCGUGGGAGGGCCGUUUUGACUUUGCUGACCUCUUGCAUGACCUCAUUGGCAACCUCGUCGACCCGACCUGUUUCUUUACUGGCCUUCCAGGUCAGAAGAAGUCGAUGACAGACAAGGCUACAGUACUGUACCACGGGCAAGAGGAUCAAGAUUAUACUGCAAAUCGGAAUGGCCUCAUACUGUGGGGCGAGGCGCAUCUCCCAGAGAGCUGGGAGGUGACUUUGGGGUUUUUGCGUAAAUGGGGCUGGCUGAUUGAGGGCUGUCAGGACCUUAUUGAUUCUAGUAAUCGCUGGAGAAUGGCUCGGGGAGAGGAGCCGCUGACCCUCUGCACAUCUGCGCGGGUUAGAGAGGGCUUAACGGUGGAUGCGAGGUUACCGCCAACGCCUUUCAAAUGA